AUGGUGUGACCAGCUCUCUUGGAAGCCUCACAUGCCUCAGAAAGGUCUCUUGGACCACAUCCUGUUUCAGAGCCUCUUCUUAAGCUACUUGAGGAAAAUGAUGUGAUAGUUCUUAUCAAAAGGGAUUUUUCUGGAACAUAUAACAUCUGGGAAGAAAGUGGUCCUUUUCUCUUUUACAAAAUAGACAUUCUCAAACUCCAAAAUGCCAGCCAAGACCCCGAUUUACCUGAAAGCUGCCAAUAACAAGAAAGGAAAGAAAUUCAAACUGAGAGACAUUCUGUCUCCUGAUAUGAUCAGUCCUCCCCUUGGAGAUUUUCGACACACCAUUCACAUCGGCAAGGAGGGCCAGCAUGAUGUUUUUGGAGACAUUUCCUUUCUUCAAGGCAACUAUGAGCUUUUACCUGGAAACCAGGAGAAAGCACGUUUGGGCCAAUUCCCUGGGCAUAAUGAGUUUUUCCGGGCCAACAGCACCUCUGACUCUGUGUUCACAGAAACACCCUCCCCAGUACUCAAAAACGCCAUCUCCCUCCCCACCAUUGGAGGGUCCCAAGCGCUCAUGCUGCCCUUAUUGUCACCAGUGACUUUCAGUUCCAAGCAGGAGUCCUUUGGCCCUCCAAAGCUGCCCCGACUCAGCUGUGAGCCUGUUGUGGAGGAAAAGGCUCAGGAGAAAAGCAGCCGGCUAGAGAAUGGGACAGUCCACCAGGGAGACACCUCUUGGGGCUCCAGUGGUUCCGCGUCUCAAUCCAGUCAGGGCAGGGACAGCCACUCGUCCAGCCUCUCCGAACAGUACCCCGACUGGCCAGCCGAGGACAUGUUUGACCAUCCUGCCCCAUGUGAGCUCCUCAAGGAAAAGACGACAUCAGAGGAGUCCCUCUCUGACCUGACAGGCUCCCUCCUCUCCCUGCAGCUCGACCUAGGGCCCUCACUUUUGGAUGAGGUGCUGAAUGUCAUGGAUAAAAACAAGUAACAGGACACCAGCCCUUUUCCUCUGGGGUGAGAGGUACCCAAACUAACCACAGUCGAAGAGGAGAGAUUCACUGGCUAUAUUUGCAGUUGUGCCAUGGGUUUUC
This is a messenger RNA of Chrysochloris asiatica (Cape golden mole), 1070 nucleotides long. It is a transcript of the gene CDC42EP3, whose product is annotated as CDC42 effector protein (Rho GTPase binding) 3. The record is from RefSeq and is a predicted model, not a curated record. The coding region runs from base 203 to 967 and encodes 254 amino acids. The transcript has a single exon. NCBI's taxonomy places the organism in Eukaryota, Metazoa, Chordata, Mammalia, Afrosoricida, Chrysochloridae.